Messenger RNA from Aphis gossypii (cotton aphid), 692 nucleotides. Its product is annotated as protein crumbs-like. The record is from RefSeq and is a predicted model, not a curated record. The coding region runs from base 259 to 633 and encodes 124 amino acids. The transcript is spliced from 4 exons. NCBI's taxonomy places the organism in Eukaryota, Metazoa, Arthropoda, Insecta, Hemiptera, Aphididae.
GUGCGUGCAUGUGCGUUACAAUAGUACGGGGACGAUAAUUUUUGGAUGCAUCUCGUCGUCUAUUUCCAGUUUGUGCACAUGUGUUCAACAUUUGUCCGACGUAUACACGAGUCGACCGUUUACACCAACUGAUCGCGAGUCUUUUAUAUUAAGUUUAAGCCGCCGCCGCCGCCGCCGUCGUCGUCGUCACCCGGAAUUCGAGGAGAGCCUCCUCAGACGCGAAACCUCCUCGAGGAUAUAGUUUAAUAGCGGACGACCAUGGACUACGCUACGCCGAUGAUCCUGCCACUGUUGCUGAUCACUACGAUUAUACCCGUAUUCGAAGGCUGUGACCAAAGUAGACAAGGUUGUCGAAUACAAGAAGGCCAAUGUCUCUGCGGCAAGGGUUGCUAUUCGGAAUACAGAUACAGCAAUUACGACGAAUGCUACAAAGCACUUAAAGGUCGUCGAUUCGAUUUCUGUGCACAAGGCCCAUGUAAUCAUAACGGAGUGUGCGUUCAAACUUCGCAGGAACCGGGAUAUAAGUGUAGAUGUGCGGGAACUGGAUAUUACGGAUCUAGAUGCGAAACAAAAUGUUACGGCCAGAAUACAACUACGAAGCAGGAAGUACCGUUUGAAUGUAUCGUUAUCUAACUGCAGCAAGAUUUAUUUUUAUUUUUACAUUUUAUAAACAAUUUUAUAAUAUCACAUCA